Molecule: messenger RNA, 711 nt
Organism: Peniophora sp. CBMAI 1063
Lineage: Eukaryota; Fungi; Basidiomycota; Agaricomycetes; Russulales; Peniophoraceae
Source: the annotation of a GenBank genome assembly
AUGCGUGACAAUGCCUUUUACGAUCUGCCUGGCCUGAUAACCAUCGCGCUCCUCACACUAGCUCUUCAGCGUGCCAUUGUGCCAGUACAAGCCGACGUAACACUCUAUGUGCCUGGCUUCGACGAAGUGCCACUCAGUGCCUCGGUCCUUGGAAUCGACUCUGGCUCGAACCGUACAACAUACGCUCUUCUGCCUGGUGUACAGACCGGUGUCGUACCCGCACCAACGUUCACGAAUCCAGCCACGCUCAUAGAGGGACCUUUGGACGUCCGCUUUCUCUCCGGGAACAACGAGAUAUCGUGCACCAUCACAUCUGAGUUCGCAUUUUGCAUUGGCGAACGCGGGUAUCCCGUCACCCCUCAAGCUCUGGGUACUGCAGCACGCUUCGUCGUGCAAGGUGGCGAUGUCCCAUCUACAUCCGCAGCACCUGCCACGACGCAGGUCAUGUCAAUCACGAGCGCUGCUCCUGCGAGUGCUGUCACUACGACCGCACCUGCGGCUACGAGCGCCUUGCCAACGUUAGGCGGCGCCGUCGCUGGUUCGGUGACACCUCCUCCGACUAGUGCAACGGCGGUCACCGCACUAGCCACGGCGACAGCGUUGCGAUCUCUCAUCAACUCGGCUGCCCCAAGUGCUGCAGAUAAACCGAUAGUAUCACUCUCCGCCAUUUGCAUGUCUUUACUCGGUGUAUGGGCCGUGAUGCUAUUAUGA